UUGAUGAGUGAAGAAAGUGACGAAAUAAUACGUUAUGUUAAGGGAGUGCGCGAGUAUCGUGAAUUUAAAAUAAGAACCUAUGUGCAUUCAAUCAAUGAUGCUCUAAAACAACACAUUCAACUUGAUAUGGGAGCAAGGCUUUGCAUCCUUAUCAAUUACUUUCGCGCAGGAAAAUGGUGUGAUGACUGCCUUAGCUUUGUCGUGAGCCAAUUUCAAGAUGAUAUAAUGAUACCCAAGGAUGAAAAAUCCUUUUCAUACGCUUUUAUCUUUGUCCAGAAUGUGCUGAUAUUACCAAAAACUAUCUCGAUAAUUUAUAAUUUUAUUCACAAUAUUUUUUACAAAUAAAUCUGGGUUAUGAACAAUGUUUAACAUUUUAAGAUAUUGGGGAAAUGUAUAGCCUUUAGAAAGAAAAUAAAUAAGAGAAAUACAAUGGUGGGCACAAUAAUUAGAAUUUAGGGAUUGGUAUGGUUUUAGGUUUCUAUUAACAAUUGAAAAAUCUUUUAAAAAUGAAUCAAUAAUACAAAUGCUUGUGGGUAAAUUUAAACUGUCAAAAUAGACUACUUGUUCAUUUCCUUGAACGUAAAUUGA
Molecule: messenger RNA, 588 nt
Organism: Meloidogyne enterolobii
Lineage: Eukaryota; Metazoa; Nematoda; Chromadorea; Rhabditida; Meloidogynidae
Source: the annotation of a GenBank genome assembly